AUGGGCCCUAAGGAACUAGAACUCAUCCUGGUUAAGGAGCAGAAUGGGGUGCAGUUCACCACCUCCGCGGUGGUGGCCAGUUCACAGACGCCACCCUCGGGCGAGGAGCGCGAGACCUGGGGGAAGAAGAUCGACUUCCUGCUGUCGGUCAUCGGGUUUGCCGUGGACCUGGCCAACGUGUGGAGGUUCCCCUAUCUCUGCUACAAGAACGGAGGAGGAGCGUUUCUAGUGCCCUACCUGUUCUUCAUGGUGAUCGCUGGGAUGCCACUCUUCUACAUGGAGUUGGCUCUGGGCCAGUACAACAGGCUGGGGGCCGCCGGCGUCUGGAAGAUCUGCCCCAUAUUCAAAGGUGUGGGCUUCACUGUCAUCCUGAUCUCUCUGUACGUGGGCUUCUACUACAACGUGAUCAUCUCCUGGGCUCUCUUCUACCUCUUCUCCUCGUUCACGGGCGACCUGCCCUGGGUCAACUGCAACAACCCCUGGAACAGCCCCAACUGCUCCGACAUGUGGGCCAACAACACGCUCAACGACAGCCAGAAGACCACGCCAGCCGCUGAGUAUUUUGAGCGUGGUGUGUUACACCUGCAGGAGAGUGGGGGUAUCGAGAACCUGGGCAGGCCACGAUGGCAACUGACCUCCUGUUUGGCUGUGGUCAUCGUCAUCCUCUACUUCAGCCUCUGGAAGGGGGUCAAGACCUCUGGGAAGGUGGUGUGGAUCACUGCCACGAUGCCCUAUGUGGUCCUGACCGUGCUCCUCAUCAGGGGAGUCACCCUCCCUGGAGCCAGUGCCGGCAUUAAAGCUUACCUCAGCGUCGACUUCUACAAGCUACUCAAGCCCCAGGUCUGGAUCGAGGCAGCCACUCAGAUCUGCUUCUCUUUGGGAGUCGGGUUUGGUGUGCUAAUUGCCUUCUCCAGCUACAACAAAUUCAGCAACAACUGCUACAGAGAUGCCAUAAUCACCAGCUCCAUAAAUUCCUUGACCAGUUUCUUCUCCGGUUUUGUCAUCUUCUCCUUCCUGGGCUACAUGUCUCACAAACACAACAUAGAACUUAACAAAGUGGCCACCGACGGUCCAGGGCUCGUCUUCAUCAUUUACCCAGAAGCAAUUGCCACGCUGUGGGGUUCUCCAGUGUGGGCUGUCAUCUUCUUUGUCAUGCUGGUUACCCUUGGCAUCGACAGUGCGAUGGGUGGCAUGGAGUCUGUGAUCACGGGUCUGAUGGAUGAGUUCAAGUGUCUGCACAAACACAGAGAGCUCUUCACGCUCUUCAUCGUCAUCUCCACCUUCCUCAUCUCCCUCUUCUGCGUCACCAAUGGCGGCAUCUAUGUUUUCACACUGUUGGACCACUAUGCUGCUGGGACCUCUAUCUUGUUUGGGGUCUUGAUAGAGACCAUCGGAAUCUCCUGGCUCUACGGGGUGGACCGCUUCAGCGAUGACAUCCAGGAAAUGAUUGGGCAGAGACCUGGCCUCUACUGGAGACUGUGCUGGAAGUUUGUCAGCCCCUGCUUCCUUUUGUUUAUGGUGGUGGUGAGCUUUGCCUCGUUCAGCGCUCCUAAGUACGGCUCGUAUGUGUUCCCCGUGUGGGCCAACGUGGUUGGCUGGUGCCUAGCCGUCUCCUCCAUGACCAUGGUCCCCCUCUACGCCCUCUACAAGUUCUUCUCAUUGCCUGGCAACUUCAAACAAAAACUGGCCUAUGCCAUUACCCCAGAGACAGAGCAUCACUUGGUCCAGCGUGGAGAGGUGCGGCAGUACACGCUCCAUCAUUGGAUUGUGAUUUGAGUUGCACCAAUCAAAGACGAAAGCACCAGUCACAGCAACCAACCUGUAAUCGUCUCACAACAGGACUAACGUUU
Engraulis encrasicolus (European anchovy) is the source of this 1850-nucleotide messenger RNA. RefSeq names its product solute carrier family 6 member 3 (gene slc6a3). The record is from RefSeq and is a predicted model, not a curated record. Lineage: Eukaryota; Metazoa; Chordata; Actinopteri; Clupeiformes; Engraulidae. The transcript is spliced from 15 exons. Gene Ontology annotation, biological process: dopamine uptake involved in synaptic transmission; sodium ion transmembrane transport. Gene Ontology annotation, cellular component: neuron projection; presynaptic membrane; neuronal cell body membrane. Gene Ontology annotation, molecular function: norepinephrine:sodium symporter activity; dopamine:sodium symporter activity. Bases 1 to 1776 code for a protein of 591 amino acids.